Thermothelomyces thermophilus ATCC 42464 is the source of this 594-nucleotide messenger RNA. RefSeq lists its product as uncharacterized. Lineage: Eukaryota; Fungi; Ascomycota; Sordariomycetes; Sordariales; Chaetomiaceae. The record is from RefSeq and is a predicted model, not a curated record. The transcript is spliced from 3 exons. The coding region runs from base 1 to 594 and encodes 197 amino acids.
AUGGCCGCUGCUGCUCUCUGUCCCAUGAUUACCACGGCGGACCAGAUCACCGUCACAUCCAGCAACAACGACCGUGAGCUGGCUGAUGCCGAGCCGUCCGUCCAGCCAUCCGUGAAGCUAUCCGCCAGUCAAGACCAAGCCAAACUUCAGCACAAUAUUGGCCGUUGCCAACGUCGCGGUACCCAUGAUGGAGAGGACCGCAGUCCUAUUGACGACGGCGUCACAGAUCAAGGCCGGGAUGAUUUCACCCAGCUACCGCGCAAGCGCCGCAAGAUAAGCAUAAGCACUUCGACCACUGCAACUCACAAAAACAGUGCCCAAGCGGCAGACACGUCUGCAGUGCACCAGUUCUCGGUCACCACAGGCUCAAAGAACAACAACCCAACCCCCCAACGCGACGUCGAAGUCAGCGUAACCCUCCUAGCCAGCAAUCUUCAGGGAGGUCCACGUUGGGAGAGGAGACAGUUGAAGCUCCUCUCAAACUUUGAGGAAUGGCCACUUGACGACGCGGUCCUCAAGCGCGUGACGGUAGACAGGGUGGCGACUUCCCCUGAGAAGGAGGCGCUCAAGGAGCCAAAAGCGGCAUCGCUGUAG